Molecule: messenger RNA, 1361 nt
Organism: Spea bombifrons (plains spadefoot toad)
Lineage: Eukaryota; Metazoa; Chordata; Amphibia; Anura; Pelobatidae
Gene: SMIM44
Product: small integral membrane protein 44
Exons: 2
Coding region: 420-845 (141 amino acids)
Source: RefSeq, a predicted model, not a curated record
AGCAAAAUAAUGAAACUAGGUAGAGCAUUGGGAUACAUCUUGUCCACAGACAAGCUACUGUGACAUAUUGGACAUCACAGCAGUCGACGGGUCAAUUUUAAGAGUCUUGACUUUUGUUCAUAAUAUGGUGAAACCAGGUCAUCUUUGAGGACUGAAGUCAAGGAGAAGCAAUUGUAACCUAUUACGGAACAUGGCAUAGGACUACCAUAUGCCAUCUUCAUAUGCUGUGUCUUCAAAAGAAACAAGGCUCUACAUGAUACUAAUAUUGUCCUUAUACCAUCAGGAAAGCCUAAGAGACAUGGAUCCAUCAGGAGUUUUACUUACGUACUUCUCUGUGCCAUAAAAUUAUGCAGGUGUGGAGAAGCCAAGUGGAAACCUUUAAAAUGUUACGCUGCAUUUUGAAAAAGUAACGAGACAUAAUGAUGGAGGGGUAUUUGCUGUCUCCGUACUCAGUGGAAGAAAGAAAUGAUGAACCAAUAUACAGAGAUUAUAAGCCACCAGCUCUAGAUGCCAUUCAGCUGCCCACCUAUGUCAUAUACCUGCUAAUGGCGGCACUGGUUGUUCUGACUGUGGCAUAUGCAAUUGUUGGACACCUCAUGAAAGACCUUCUUCAUGACAUCGCAGACUGGGCAUUUGGACCAAAAACAGACAACGAGAAGACUUGCGAGAAAGGAAACAGGGAGGAAGAAGAGAAGCAUGAGAUUCAUCUGAACAUGGAUGUAUUUGGAGGCGAGACACAGUGCAGGGACCUGCCAUGUUUGGAUCGAGAUCCCUUCCCCCCACGAUCUGGACAUCGCCAAUCAAUAAUCACCUUUAAAGAGACCAACCACAGUCGUUUCUUCUGAAAAUCUUUCUUUAUGAGAUUUUGGACACUGAACACAGCAAAGUUGGUCAGAGUGAUAUGAACAAAUGAGACCAGAAGUCUGUUAUAUAUUGACAUAGACUUUAGUGUCCAUACGUCUCUGUACAAGGAGCACAUUUGUCUGAAGUCAAAUAUAUAAUAGAAAGGGUCAGCUGAAAACAAUAUCAUGUAAAGAUAGUUUGGCCUCACAACCUUAGAUAAUAUCUAAGGUAAACGUAUGUAGAUGUUACUAGGCUUCCUUGAGAAGUCAGCGUUUUUGCGGCUUAUUUGCUAACUAGUGUGGAAGAUGAUUUAAACUUGAACUCAUUGACUAAACUAUGGAUUAUAAAGUUUUAACUUGGCCUUUCUGCAGAAUAAUUUGCUCAAUGUAUAAAUAAAUACCAAUUGUGUCUGUCAGUCAGUGGAAGCGAGCUUUAGAGGAAUAGUCUCAAGUAAAAACAUCCUUCUGAAACGAUGCAAGCAGGCUAUUUGAAGCUAAAGGGCCAGUAAAAAGUCCCUG